AUGGAGUACUUGCAGUCACAUGUAAUCCACCUGCAGAAUGUUGUGAUCAACUCCUCAAAGGCUGUCGGAGUCAGGAGAGGAGGGGAGGACAUAACUCAUGUCAGGUAUCAGAAAGAGAACAUGGAAUAUUUCACCUUCACUGACAGAUUCGUAACAACAGCCUGUUCAGGCAAAUCUCGUCUGAAGAAAAUGUUUAAACUGGCAUAUAAACAAAACCGCAUUGCACCCAAUUCUAUGUACACUAUCAUAACUGCUAUUGCUGAACUCGAGGGGGGUACGACAAUGUAUGAGGGCAGUCUAGAGGGACUGACUGUUGGAAUUAUUCGUUCCGACUAUGCAAAUAUGUACUGGACCGUCAUAGAGCUGUACAGCGCAUAUCUAACUGCCCGGGAAAUGAACAGAGCUGCUGCCGAGACCACCAUUCUCAUCCUUGACGCCCAUCCAGCUACUGGUCUAGACGGAUUGUGGGAACUGUUCUUCAAGAAGGUUGUCAGAGUUGGGUGGUUGAAAACAACAACAUUCCUGGAACAGUUUGCCCUAGUUCCCCAUUUAAAACUUGUGCCAAUUGUGCGUGGCGAAAAGCCUGUUCCCUACAUCGACGACUUCCGGUAUGAUGUUUCAUAUCGGGCAGGUGGAUUUCAGGGCAGAAGAAUAGAUUGUGACAGGAUUAAGAUAACUCUUGUGUUGAGAAGAAACUAUAUAGCUCAUUCACGAAACUUUGGAGGUAUUAUCGGCAGGCAGUUCAAUAAUUCAGAUGACUUAACUCGGUCUCUGAAAAGCACAUUUCCUAAGGAUUUAGUGAGAGCCGUGGCGUUGGAGACGUUAACUGUCAGUGAACAAAUAAGACUGGCCACCGAAACGGACAUUCUUAUCGGCGUACACGGUGCAGGGUUGACACUCACAUUGUUUCAAGUUCCAGGAACAGGGCUGAUUGAACUAUUCACCUUCGACUAUAGACUAUACAGAAACAAUCACAUGGAAAAGUUGGCUGUUUUGGGUGGAAGGUUCUACAGCAGUUGGUACAGCGACAUCAUGUUUGCCAACUCUGUUUACGUACCUCCAGGUGUUCUGACGGAUAUGGUGGUAAAUACCCGUGGAAGAAUUUGCAACUGUACUGAGGGUCAUCAUAAGAUUAACUGA
Molecule: messenger RNA, 1140 nt
Organism: Haliotis rubra (blacklip abalone)
Lineage: Eukaryota; Metazoa; Mollusca; Gastropoda; Lepetellida; Haliotidae
Product: EGF domain-specific O-linked N-acetylglucosamine transferase-like
Exons: 1
Coding region: 1-1140 (379 amino acids)
Cellular component (GO): endoplasmic reticulum lumen
Molecular function (GO): protein N-acetylglucosaminyltransferase activity
Source: RefSeq, a predicted model, not a curated record